UAAUCUCACCCCUUUGUGCAUUAUGAUAGUCUUUGCCCCCUGUGUCGUUCAGUGAACUGGUUAGAUGAUGGUCACUGAACAGGUAGCUAUUCAAUAUUUCUUUUAUCCUCAUCAUUCAGUGUGUGGCCCAUGCAUGAUUUAUGCAUGCUAUCCAAACCCAGCUCUGAAUACAGAAUUAGUACUGGUUUCAGAGUAACAGCCGUGUUAGUCUGUAUCCGCAAAAAGAACAGGAGUACUUGUGGCACCUUAGAGACAAAUUUAUUUGAGCAUAAGCUUUCGUAGGCUACAGCCCACUUCAUCGGAUGCAUGUAGUGCUGUCAUUGUAGUAUCUUAAAUUCACUAGUGUUUGUAAAGAGCUAUCUUUACAACACCCACUUGAGGUGACUUCAUAUCUUCCAUUUUAAAAUGUCAGCUAAUUUUUGGUGUCAACUAUGAGAGCCAAGAGCCUGAUUUUUCAAAGUAGUACUUUGAGAGCUCGGCUCUGAAUAUAUAUUGACCUCAGUUGCAGUUGUGAGUCCUCAGUACUUCUGCAAAUCAGAUCCCUGGUGUCUCAAGAUGAGUACCUAAAAAAUGAACACAGUGGCCACUUGUGAAAAUCUUGGUUUGUGGCUUGCUCAGUAUCAUGUAUGAACUCUCUGGUAGAGGCAGGGAUCAAAUCUAAUUCUCCAGGGUAGCAUUCAGCUGCCUUCCACAUGAGAUCAUCCUUUCUCUAAUCCAGUGUCUCAUUCACUACACAUCUUCCACUUUCUCAGCAAAUGAGGCAAGGGUCCUACAAACAAACAACUCAUUCUCUACUCAACCUUGAUUUAAACCCUGGGUACUGUCCCUCCUGUGCACUGAAGGGAAGCAGGUGUCCUAUGGAAAAAAUGGUGAUUGUGAGAGAUGGCAAUUUCCUUGACAAAUAGUAUUAAAUUAAGUUAAAUCUUACUGAAUCAAGUUUAAGUAUCUUAAGAGUUCAUUGUAUUAAAAAUGCAAUUGUUUAUGUAUUAUUGUGGGCUUGUAUGUAAUGUCUCUGGAGGAAGACAUGACUAAGGAAAACCAGGGAAAGUGUUCGCAGCUUCACAGGACUAUUUAACACAAUGUGCCAGACAAGAAUGAACUUUUAAAGUUAAGUGGGUUUUCCAGUUAAUCUCUAGGGAGAGGAUAUGCAAAUGUACCCCGUCCAGUUAUGUAAGAAUGCAGCCGUUUGAAGCUUUGCCCUGAGGAGGGGACCUUUGUCUGCUGAUCAUCUGUUAUGCGAGGACAAGAUCAGAGGCCCAAACUGUAUAAAGGAGUGACUCACAGAUUCAUGGAGUGAGGAGGCCAUGAGGAAGGCUGGUGUAGCCCACAAUAAAUCCAGCAAAGAUAUGGAGAAUCAUGUUUUUAUGAAGGCCAAAACUCGGGAGGAAUAUCUUUCUCUUGUGGCCAGACUUAUUAUCCAUUUUCGAGACAUUCACAAUAAGAAAUCUCAGGCCUCCGUCAGUGAUCCUAUGAAUGCACUGCAGAAUCUAACAGGCGGCCCCCCAGCAGGAGCAGCUGGAAUGGGCAUGGCUUCACGAGCUCAAGGAGCACCAAUGGGUGGGAUGAGUGGACUUGGGCCAAUGGGCCAGCAGAUGAGCCUUUCAGGGCAGCAACCUCCUGGAACCUCUGGGAUGGCCCCCCAUGGUAUGUCUGGUGUCUCUGCAGCUACUCAACAGACCCAGCUCCAACUGCAACAGAUGGCGCAGCAGCAGCAACAGCAGCAGCAACAAUUUCAGCAGCAACAGGCAGCUUUGCAGCAGCAGCAGCAGCAACAGUUCCAGGCGCAGCAGUCGGCCAUGCAACAGCAGUUCCAGGUCCAGCAGCAGCAGGCGGCAGCAGCGGCCGCUGCACAACAACAGCAGCAGCAGCAGCAGCUGCAAGCAGCCCAGCAGCAGCAGCAGCAGCACAUGCUCAAACUGCAGAUGCAGCAGCAGCAGCAGCAGAAUCAGCAGCAGAUGCAGCAACAGCAGCAGCAACUACAGCGAAUUGCUCAAAUGCAGUUACAGCAGCAGGCAGCUCAGGCUAUGCAGGUGCAGCAGCAGCAGCAGCAACAACAACAACAACAACAAAUACCACCGCAACAGAUACAGCAGCAGCCAUCUCAGCAAGUCAUGCAACAGCAGAUGCAACAGCUGCAGCAACAACAACAGCAACAGCAGCAGGUUGCUCAGGCCCAACAGUCUCAGCUUCCACCACAGUCGCAGCCCCAGCCCAUGGUCUCUCAGGCACAGGCAAUCUCAGGACAGAUCCCUAGUCAGGUCAUGUCUGUACCUUUUACCCAGCAGCAGUUAAAAGCCAUGCAGGUAAGAGCUCAACUGGUGCAGCAGCAGCAGCAGGCAGCGGCAGCAGUCCAAGCGGCUCAGGCCCAGGCUGCUCAGAUGGGAGCUUCAGGGCAGAUGAUCACCGCAACUAUGGCCAGAGGUGGGAUGCAAAUAAGACCACGGUUCCCGCCUACCACCGCUGUAUCUGCCACGCCUCCAAGCUCCAUUCCUUUGGGCGGACAGCAAAUGCCACAGGUCAGCCAGAGCAGCAUUACCAUGAUGUCGUCUCCGUCACCUGUCCAGCAAGCGCAGACACCCCAGUCAAUGCCACCACCUCCUCAGCCACAGCCAUCACCUCAACCAGGGCAGCCAACUUCUCAGCCAAACUCGAAUGUCAGCUCCGGCCCAGCCCCAUCUCCCAGCAGCUUCCUCCCCAGUCCAUCUCCUCAACCAUCCCAGAGUCCAGCAGCUGCACGAACACCACAGAACUUUAGUGUCCCAUCUCCAGGUCCUUUAAACACUCCAGGAAAUCCAAACUCCGUCAUGAGUCCAGCAAGCUCCAGCCAGUCAGAAGAGCAGCAGUACCUGGAGAAACUCAAACAGCUGUCAAAGUACAUCGAGCCACUUCGGAGGAUGAUCAAUAAGAUUGAUAAAAAUGAAGAUAGGAAGAAGGACCUGAGUAAGAUGAAGAGCCUCUUGGAUAUCCUGACUGAUCCUUCAAAACGAUGCCCUCUGAAGACUCUACAGAAAUGUGAAAUUGCUCUGGAGAAGCUCAAGAAUGACAUGGCUGUGCCCACGCCUCCACCUCCACCAGUGCCCCCUACCAAACAGCAGUACUUGUGCCAGCCACUUUUGGAUGCUGUCUUGGCAAACAUUCGUUCACCAGUCUUCAACCAUUCCCUCUACCGUACCUUUGUGCCAGCUAUGACUGCGAUACAUGGCCCUCCAAUCACGGCCCAGAUGGCUUCCCCUCGAAAGCGUAAAUAUGAAGAGGAUGAAAGGCAGACCAUACCAAAUGUAUUACAAGGGGAAGUCGCAAGAUUAAAUCCUAAAUUCCUGGUGAAUCUGGAUCCCUCCCAUUGCAGUAAUAAUGGCACAGUCCACCUCAUAUGCAAGCUAGAUGACAAGAACCUUCCAAAUGUCCCGCCACUACAGCUCAGUGUUCCAGCUGACUAUCCAGAUCAGAGCCCUCUGUGGAUAGACAACUCUCGACAAUAUGCAGCCAAUCCCUUCUUGCAGUCAGUGUAUCAGUACAUGACAUCAAAAUUGCUGCAACUUCCAGACAAGCAUUCAGUCACAGCACUCUUAAACACCUGGGCACAAAGUAUCCGUCAAGCCUGCCUCUCUGCUGCAUAACUUCCUUCCCUUGUGAAAUCAUGAAGCAAAGAAAUUGGGUCUCGACAGCUGGCCUCUCCCAUGGCCACUGGAAGAAUCACAGGCAUUUUGGGAGGGAACUUCAGAAGAAAAAGCCUUAUACUGUUUUGUUUCUAGGUGCCAGGUUCAAUAGGGAACCUGGUGUUAGAUUUAGAUUUCAUGCUUUUAUCUUCUGCCUUUGUGGACUUUGCCAGCAUUUUCACAUAUACAGAACAUGUAUAUAUGGUUCUUGAGACUGAUGUAUUAGGAGGGGCUUUUAUUGUCUUCUUAGAGAAGAAAUUAUUUGUAGACUUCCAUCAGGGAGUCUGAAUGGUAUAGAAAGGAGAGGGGAGAAUGUCCUAAUUUGCUUCAGACUUUGCCUGAUGCCAGUAUUCCUCACACUCUGUAUGUUGUGUGACUUGAUAUUGCCCCAAGAAUAAAUUAGCUGCAGCUAGAAUGUGCUCACAAACUUCCCUAUGGUUGCAGGAGUCUGGUAAUUUAAUUUGGAGAAAGGGGAGAAAUCGGGGCCUUUUUAGGGCAUCCCUAAUGCGUCAGAUUAAUCUGAAUAAUUCUGUUUAGGAGGAAAAACAACCAUAGGAAAAAUUUUAUAGCUUAUUUUAAACACUACUUUGUAUAAACGGUUUUUGGUUAGCACGGACCAUGCAUUUCUCACUCUUAGAAAGUUGGAUGAUCUGAAGGAGGGGUAUUCAGUGUGCAUGCUGACUGAUUUCCCUGUGAACUCCAAGUGUGUGUGCAGGGAAAAUCAAUUGAUUGACUCAUAGCAGCACUGUAAAUGAAUCCAGCAGGCUGCAGCUACUUAUCUGCAUUUAUAUUUACCAGGGGAAUUGCAUCUUACCUGGCAUUUCUCUUGGGUGUUGGCUUCCCUGGGGAGUGAUGCAACUCAUGGGAAGUGUUUGCAUAUCCCACUCGCAUCUCUUUGUUUAAAAAAACUGAACACAGCUCAGGUCUAAGACUGACAAUUGACCUUACGUGCCUUGGGCACUGAGGGACACCCAACUGUAAAAGUAUUACUGGUCAUCUCAGUUAGGAUCACAAGACUGAUGGCAGCUGCUGUGUUGUGAGGCAAUGCGAAUAAAGUAACUGGUUCCAUACACAGUGUGAUUACAUUUCAGUUUGCCCUAUCUUUGUAGUUCAUUCACUCUCAGUUCCUGCGUGUAAGGGAAUUUCAAAGUCUCAAGUAUUUCCAUCACACCCUGCUCCAUCCCCCAGUAUUGUGCAACAGUCCCUGACAAGUAGCUGGACUCUUACAGUGGUGUCAAGAAAUUGCUGUGACCUCUGUAAAUCUGUGUGGUGUCAUCAGUUUUAGGAUGUUUUAAAAUGUGGGUACUUAGUAAGCACUGAUUGAGGCAGCCGAGUGGUAUCAAUAUUUUGUACAUGAACUAAUGCAUUAUCUGUUUGUUUUAUCGUAAUAAAUUUAUUAUUAUUCCUGUGUUUGAAA
Messenger RNA from Chrysemys picta bellii (western painted turtle), 5073 nucleotides. NCBI's taxonomy places the organism in Eukaryota, Metazoa, Chordata, Testudines, Emydidae. The record is from RefSeq and is a predicted model, not a curated record.